UCGGGUAAGGCGUGCUCUGGUGUAAGCGGCGUCUUCAUCUUCCUUCGAUGGACGAGACAGGAGACGACGCGUUACAGGAGGUUGUUUGGUGUCUCCAUUCUCCCUGAGCGAGUCUUUAAGUUGGGGGGCCAGCUUCCUUUCCUCCGUGUUCGUUCUCUCUUCAUCUCGAACCCAGAGUCUAAGAGAUAUCGAAGACCGGGGAAGAAAAAGCAGCGCUGGAAACAAGCGCUUGACACAUAUUGUGUCGUCCAUCUUCUACCUGUCUUGAGAAACGCUUAGCAAACACUCCUUCCUCAAGAUGGCAGCCGGAGAGCCCAUUCGGUUGAGCCUGUACAUCUAUGCCCCGAACAAAGGGGCACCCAUCUUCUUCGCCAUUGCGUACUUCAUCUCUGCGGUCUUCCAUAUCUGGCAGUGCUAUCGCUACAAAGCAUGGCGGUUGAUCGGACUACAUCCGGUUUGCGCCUUGUUGUUUACCGUCGGCUACGCACUGCGAGAAUAUGGAGCAUACAACUACCUGUUCUCCACUACCACCAAGGUGCCCCUGAGCAUCUUCAUCGUCAGUCAGAUCUUCAUCUACAUUUGCCCCCCCCUUCUCGAACUGGCCAACUACCACGUCCUGGGCCGGGUAUUCUACUACGUGCCCUACUGCUCCCCUCUCCCUCCAAACCGCGUCCUCUCCACCUUCGGCGGGCUCAUGAUGCUGGUCGAAGUGCUCAACUCGCUCGGCGUCUCGCUAGCCGCCAACACGUCCGGCAAAGCAUCCACACAAAAGAUCGGCAGCAGCCUAACCAUCGCGGCGGUCUCCAUCCAGCUGCUCGUGAUCCUCAUGUUCUUCAGCCUGGCCGCCGUCUUCCACCACCGCUGCGCCAACAAGGCCCAAAUCCGCGCCGCGAACGUCUACACCCUCCUGACCACACUAUACCUAUCCAUGGCCCUGAUCCUCGUGCGGUGCAUCUACCGCCUGGCCGAGCACACGGUCGGCCCGCACAAGAUCGAGAUCAACAACCUCGAGGCCCUGCGGCAGCUCAGCCCCCUGCUGCGGUACGAGGUGUUCUUCUACGUGUUCGAGGCCAGCCUGAUGCUGGUCAACUCGCUGCUGUGGAACGUGUGGCACCCGGGCCGGCUCGUGGCGAGCGACAACCGCGUGUACCUGGCCCGGGACGGCACCGAGGCCUAUCGGGACGAGGACGAGGACAAGCGGCCGCUGUUUGCCAAGACGGCGAAUAUGUUCACGUUUGGCCUGCUGUUUCGCCGCAAGGGUUCGGCGGAGCGGUUCCACCAGCUUGAUGAGUACUCCUCGGUUGCUGGGGGGAGUCGCGGGGAGGAUGGUGGUGAGAGCGGUGCUGGGCCGCUUAAGUAAGCUAGUGAUCGGUGGCGUGAAGUAG
Molecule: messenger RNA, 1385 nt
Organism: Chaetomium strumarium
Lineage: Eukaryota; Fungi; Ascomycota; Sordariomycetes; Sordariales; Chaetomiaceae
Exons: 4
Coding region: 299-1360 (353 amino acids)
Cellular component (GO): membrane
Source: RefSeq, a predicted model, not a curated record